CAUAACAAUUCGGCAGCAGCUCCGGGCAAGACUUGCUUGCAUACUCCCCAAAAUGACGAUUGUAGAGAUGCACGUGAACAUGGAUUGCCACGGAUGCGAGGAGAAUAUAAGGAAAGCUCUCAACAAGCUUGAAGGAGUGCACGAUGUGCACGUAGACUUCCACAUGCAGAAAGUGACCGUGGCCGGUUUCGUCGACGAGCGCAAAGUCCUCAAGGCCGUGAAGAAGACCGGCAAAACAGCUCAGAUCUGGCAGCACCAACCCACCAGUCUUUACUACAACAACUUCGACCAAUAUAAUCAGUAUGAUCAGAUGAAUUAUGGCCAUUCAUCAUCAUCGAACUCAUACUAUGCGCAACCCGCUUACAUGACCCGUCACUACAAGCACGGCAAAUUGUUUGGGAAGACUAGUUAUGAAGUGUAUCAUCACCAACCACCAUACUCUCAGAUGGUGGAGGAAAGUCCCAUAACCAUGUUUAGUGAUGACGAUGUCCAUUCUUGCUCGAUCAUGUGAUGGGAAUGAAAAAUAAGAAAACCAUGAAAUUUGAUACAGAUACAAGACCGGGCCACCGUUCACCCUGAAAAGGAGGUGAUCCAG
Messenger RNA from Rhodamnia argentea, 595 nucleotides. RefSeq names its product heavy metal-associated isoprenylated plant protein 28-like. Bases 53 to 511 code for a protein of 152 amino acids. The record is from RefSeq and is a predicted model, not a curated record. The transcript has 3 exons. NCBI's taxonomy places the organism in Eukaryota, Viridiplantae, Streptophyta, Magnoliopsida, Myrtales, Myrtaceae. Gene Ontology annotation, molecular function: metal ion binding.